Xenopus laevis (African clawed frog) is the source of this 1569-nucleotide messenger RNA. It is a transcript of the gene cmpk1.L, whose product is annotated as cytidine monophosphate (UMP-CMP) kinase 1, cytosolic L homeolog. Gene Ontology annotation, molecular function: nucleobase-containing compound kinase activity; CMP kinase activity; AMP kinase activity. Gene Ontology annotation, biological process: pyrimidine nucleotide biosynthetic process; 'de novo' pyrimidine nucleobase biosynthetic process. Bases 34 to 693 code for a protein of 219 amino acids. Gene Ontology annotation, cellular component: cytoplasm; nucleus. The record is from RefSeq and is a predicted model, not a curated record. NCBI's taxonomy places the organism in Eukaryota, Metazoa, Chordata, Amphibia, Anura, Pipidae. The transcript is spliced from 6 exons.
AGGCUGCCGGCUUUUUGCUCCCUCUACCUCUGUAUGCUUUAUCGCCUGCUUAGAACUUUGCCCCAGGUUUCUGCAGCGUCUUUUCAUUCCGUGCGACACAUCAUGAAGCCCUUAGUAGUGUUCGUUCUUGGAGGACCAGGCGCAGGAAAGGGAACCCAGUGUGAGAGGAUCGUGCAGAAGUAUGGGUACACCCACCUGUCAGCUGGAGACCUUCUGCGGGAUGAGAGGAAAAAACCAGACUCCCAGUAUGGUGAGCUUAUUGAAUCUUACAUAAGGGAUGGAAAGAUUGUGCCAGUGGAGAUCACAAUCAGCCUGCUACAAAGGGCGAUGGAACAGACCAUGGCCAUCGAUACCAACAAGCAUAAAUUCCUUAUUGAUGGAUUCCCUAGGAAUGAAGACAACUUGCAAGGCUGGGAAAGAACAAUGAAUGGAAAAGCAGAUGUGUCUUUUGUGUUGUUCUUUGAUUGUGAUAAUGAGACCUGUAUUGAACGGUGCUUGGAGCGAGGGAAGAGCAGCGGUCGGAGUGAUGAUAACAGGGAGAGUUUAGAAAAGAGAAUACAAACGUACCUGCAGUCAACAAGACCUAUCAUCGAUCUGUAUGAAAAGACAGGGAAGGUCAGAAAGGUGGAUGCCUCCAAAUCUGUAGAUGAGGUUUUUACCAAAGUGCAAGAUAUCUUCGGCAGAGAAGGAUAAUAAGCAUUUUAGGUCAUCUUCCCUAGAGUUCUUGGAUACACUUUUAUUGUCCACUUUUAUUUUUUUGCAUUUCUAUUUUUUUUCUUUAAUUUUUUUAAGUCAACUUUGUAUCUUUAUGUAUUAUAUUACAGUUCUAUAUGUUCCAGUUGUAAUGGGUACCGAUUUAUAUUCUCUGGUUUCCUUCCCUUAAACCAUCACAGAGAUUGUGCUACACAUUAGAGAGCAUAUCCCAAUAGUGCUUGCAUUCUUGGCAAAAUUUAUUUACUAGAAUAAGCACAUAAUGUAUAACCUGCAUUAUUUCAUUUGCACUUAACUGUGUCUGCAGUGCACUGUAAACUCCCUUGAUGGGUGAAAAUUCGUACAUUAUCUUGUUCAGUUAAAUGGAUCCUGCUUAUAUAUUAGCUUGUUGCCCUUAGCUAGAAUUCUAAAAAAUCUACCUCUGAUUCAUGGUAAACAUACUUAAAAUUGUUCAUAUUGAUUGGUUUAUUUAAUGAAAUAUGUGAUUUAAAAAUGAAUUGAAAGACUCCAUAAUUAAUGUAUUCUAGAGAAAUGUGUUUAAGUAAAGAAAAAAAAAUGACUCCUAAAAUACAAAUGGUUUACCUCUGGAAAUAAUUCUUAGGCAAGGGUGCAUAUAUAUAAAAGAAGGUGCCCAGAAUGCCUGAAAUACAGGUGCUAUAGGCUUUUGCACCAACUUGUGACUAAACCCCCCCCCCCUCUAGAGCUUAAUGAAAUACAAAAAAAUGCACACCUUGCAGUUUUAGGCAGUAUUUAGGAGAAAAGUGAUUUUACUGUGGCACAUUGUUAAAAUUGAUGUUGUUGGGACCCAGGAAAGCUGCAAAUAUAUCUUUCAUUCUGAAAUAAAAUUUUGUCUCAAAA